AUGUCCAACAGUGGCUCAAGAAGUGGUCAUAGACAUGUUGAUUUUGGUGACUACUUUUUUGGUCCUAGACUUGAAGGACUCAUUGAACAACACAUAACCAAUGACCGGCUUGGUCCUCCCCCUGCAUCACGCUCUUCAAUUGAUGCAAUGCCAACCAUUAAGAUCACAAAUGAACACCUCCAAUCUGAUUCACACUGUGCAGUUUGUAUGGAAAGGUUUGAACUGAGUUCCGAGGCCAGGAAAAUGCCAUGUGGCCACAUUUACCACUCAGACUGUAUUGUUCCAUGGUUAGUUCAGCACAAUUCAUGUCCUGUUUGCCGUGUUGAGCUGCCACCUCAAGGACACCCCAGUUCCCGAGGUUGUAGAAUUUGGGGAAGAAGGAAUGCUAGUGACAGUAGAAGUGGGAAUAGAGAGAUGAACAAUGGAAGGAGAAAUCUACUAUCAUAUUUGUGGCCAUUUCGAACUUCUACUUCAAAUACAUGA
This is a messenger RNA of Sphenostylis stenocarpa, 483 nucleotides long. The record is from the annotation of a GenBank genome assembly. Lineage: Eukaryota; Viridiplantae; Streptophyta; Magnoliopsida; Fabales; Fabaceae.